AUGCAACAACACAGUGUAUGUGUUUUUCUUGUACUGCUAUUUAUUGGUAAAUAUCAAGCUCAAGAGACGGCAGCACCGCCCGAUUGGAAUGGAGACCCAAAGCUGUGUACAAUUAGUCCACCAGUCACGCCUUCUCCACUGCCUCCACCACCGAUGCCUAAGUUUCCCAGGCAAGCUGAAUUUGCUCUAGAACGAGUCGAAAUAAAGAAUUUGCCAACAUUCAAUUUUACUGCACCGAGUGAAUUAACUCUCACUGAAUAUCUUUACGAUUACGAUGCAAAUAAACUAAUUAUAGUUAAAAAUAAAAACGGUUUUAUUGAUGCCGAAUAUUUCUACUAUGAUAAACUAAAGAAAUCAACGUAUAUUGGAACCGAUUAUUGUGUUGUGUCAAAUAUUACAGUCAAUCAGGAUAUGGAUGGUGCAUCCGCAAUACAAAUCGCACCUAGUACUGAAUGGCAUGUUCGUCCGAUGAAUGAAUUUCUUUUAUUUUCAAGCGAAGAUCCUAGUCGACGAAUAACACCGGUUUAUCUUGGUACAGAUAUAGCUCGUGGAAUUCCAGUUCACAAAUGGCAAAGUUGUUAUAUCAAUAAAACAGAUUUUCGAACUGUACGACGUAUAUGGUAUUUUGCUCAAGAAACUGUUAAAUUACCAGGUAGCACAAAUGAUAAUUACACCACUCCUGUUCAAGCAUUAAUUAGUGCUUCAUAUGACUUUCCUAAUGGCACACAAGCAGCGGAAUUCGAUGAAGUAUUUAAUGUUUAUUCAUUUCGACCAGGCAUUAUAGAGUCAGCUGCUGCAUUAUCACCACCAAAAGGUGUAUUUUGUUCCAGUGGUCCCGGUCAAGAAUUAAUAUCACUUAAAGAUGUAGGUGUUGAGUGGCCAAAUCAUUUUAGUGUUCGUGUUGAUGCUUCAACAUCACGCUCUGCUAGAUGGCAACGAUUUCAUAUACGCUAUAAUCAAGGUCGUGACGGUGAAGCAAGACGUUUACGUUAUGAUUAUAUGCCACCUGGCUCCGAGGAUUUUGAAUCAGUUAUUCAUGAUUAUAGUGAUAAUUUAACCUAUACUAUUGACCGUCGUGUUGGUAGCUGUAAAAUCAGCGCAGGUGUGAGAACAUCACCUGUUAGUGCAAUCAGUGAUCCAAUUCUUUUUUUUAUUAUACACGAAGCUAGAUUUAUAUUUAGUCCGCCUGAAAAGGCUUGGGAAUAUAAUGGAUUACGACCGUGUCGUGGCAAUGCUAUCAAAUGUACAAUAUUAACAACAUCUGUUGAUAAUUUCCCUGCUAUAGUUGAUCCAGAUAAUGGUAUGACAACAGGUGAAACAUGGGCAGUAACCAACAUGGAAUAUGGAUGGUCAAUACGUGCUCCAUUUGCUACUGCAACACCUGAUCGACCAAAAGGAUUCGAUUAUCCAGUAAGCUUAUAUUUAAAAUCAUUUCGAUUUCCAGAUCCGAGUAAUCCAUCACCAUUGACUAUUCGUACCGAAGAUGUCGAAUAUGAAUUUUAUGAAAUGUCUCAUGAACGAUAUCCAGAUGAUUUCGAUACAAGUUUAUGUUAUCGCUCACUUGGCUAUCCGUAUUCACAUCUUGUUUUUACUCUCAAUCUUAACAAAGGUAAUACCAUCGAUAGUAACAAUUUAAAUAGACUUAGAUUAAUUGGACAAGUAUACUUCAAUUUGAUAAAUGCAACGCAAAUAAAAUAUUCACGUCUUGCUGAUUUGGAUAUUGAUCAUGAACGUGUUAGUAAUGAUGUAAGCGUAUUUUUUACUAUUCUCGGUCAAACAGUAAUACCAGGACCAACUCCUACUUUUAAUACUAACGAACCAACAGUCGAAGCAGCACGUGAUUCUUUAACACGAGCUAUUGACAGUGGAAAAUUUAAGUUCGAUGUGAUAUUAGAUGAUGGUUCUAGCGUAACAUUUACAGCUAAAUCUAAAUCAUUGGUAACUUCAAGACAUUAUAUAUCAACACAUUCAGUUGGAGCAGUAGUUACUAAAGAAUCGUAUUCAAGUGGUGCACAAACUGCAGCUAUUAUUGUUGGAUUACUUAUUGGUCUUCUUGCAGGCAUUGCUGCAGCAGCAGGUAUUCGAAUUAUAACGAAAAAACCGAUGCCAUCUAUGCCAUCAUCAAUGGCGAAUCCUCUAUCAAGUGUUAAUUUCAAAUCAAGAGGAUCAGCCGGUGCUUCAUCAACUGCAUCAAGUGCUUAA
Rotaria socialis is the source of this 2202-nucleotide messenger RNA. NCBI's taxonomy places the organism in Eukaryota, Metazoa, Rotifera, Eurotatoria, Philodinida, Philodinidae. The record is from the annotation of a GenBank genome assembly.